Trichobilharzia szidati is the source of this 2601-nucleotide messenger RNA. The record is from the annotation of a GenBank genome assembly. Lineage: Eukaryota; Metazoa; Platyhelminthes; Trematoda; Strigeidida; Schistosomatidae.
AUUUCGGAUGGGUUAUCGCGCUCCAUUUAUAUUAUCCAUCAUUAUGUCACAAGUUUUUUGUUAAUGAAAUUAUGGGGAAAAAUAAAUGUUAAAUAACACAAACCACCCUUUAUAUGGAAAUUACUCAAGACAACAUAACCCGCCUCCCUGACGAAGACAAGAAGUGAUUGCUCCUAAAAGAAAAGAAAAAUUUAAUAAUUAACAGUCGCUGCCACCUCCACCCCCUCCCCUUUACCACUACAUCCCUUGUACUCCAACCAUCGAUCUAUCCAUCCACCUAGUCAGACAGUCAGUUAGUCAAUCUUCAUUUCACCAAUGAAUAAGGCUUGUUUAUCUAAUAGAUAUAAACAGAAAAUAAUAAAACAAGCUUUAAAUGCUAAUUUCAUAUUACUCUAUCAACCAGCACCGAAUUCCUUCAUUAUUAUACAAAAAACGGAUCACAUUCCUGGGGAUCAUGAGAUAAAAGAAGCUGAUCAAGAAAAAAUAGUGGAACCGACUACUACAACAGCAUCGUCUUUGAUCAAUCAUUGUUCUUGUAAUCUGCAUGAAUUACAAUCAACAUUAAAACAUAACUGUCGUCAACAUCGACGAGAACCACAACAACAACAGCAGCAGCAGGGUGUUGGUGUACGUCAACGUUAUCGUGUUGUUAUUGGACCACAAAUAUGUAAUUGUCAAAAUGAACUGAUGCCUGAAUCAGGAUUAAUGACGACGACCACGACGAUGGCGAUGAAAGAACCAUGUAUUCAUUUAUUAUUUGUUAUGCUGCAUAUUCUUAAAAUACCUAGUGAUGAUAUACACUUAAUGGUAAUACCAUUGCCAAGUUCUAAAGCUGAAUUUUGGAUUGAAAACUAUCGAAAUUAUCGUCAAUCAAUUCGACAAUCUUAUACAAAAAAUAAAAAGCAUUCAUCAACGUCACUAUCAACGACAUCCUCAUCAUCGAAUACUGCAAAAAGUAAUGAAAAUUCACCAGAAUUAUCUAAAUUCUCAGAGAAAUUAUUAUUAUUAAAUAAUAGUAAUAAUAAUAAUAAUGAAUUUGUAUCCAAUACACGUUUAAUUAUUCCUCAGCCUAUUCGUCAUGAACAAAGUCAACAUCAACACCACCACCCGCAACAACAACAACAACAGGCCAACAAUUUAUCUCAUUUACGCACUAUUAUCCAUCCAAAUACUUUUGAUUCUACAGAAUUAUCCUCAAUUACACAAGAUAUUAUCCCGGUGUCUAGAAGAGAAAUAGAAAGCUCUACUGGUAGUGGGGGUGGUGCUAGUGGUGGUAGCUGCAGUACAUGUUGUGAUCCAAGUACUUCAUAUAAUACAACAGUAACUUCAAGAACUAGUUCUAUUGAUAGUAUAGAAAGUUGUAGAUUGGAUUCAUCCAAUAGCCGAUUGAAUGACUUUCAUCAUCCCCUUCCUCCUCCUCCGCAUCACCAUCAAUAUCAUCACCGUCCUCACCUUCCACACCAUCAUCAUAACCAUCAUGACCAUCGUCAGCAUCAAAAUCAUCAAAUGAAAACAGCCACUUCUAUAAAUUCAGAUAGAAUUUUAUCCUGUCGACGACCACGUACUGCACCACAACCUGAACUACCACCGAGAUUAGGUCGUACAAGAACCAAAUUUGUCAGGCAUUCAGCUUCCUCGACAACAUUUUGUCCACUACGUGAUUGUAGUCCUAUGAUACUACGUGAAGGCUGUUUAACCCCGAUUGAAUCAGAAGAGAAUAGUACAAAUAACAGUUUAAAGCAUAGAACAACAACUACUACUAACAAUAAUAAUAUCAGUAGUAUAAUCACCUACACAGAUAAUUAUGAUAAAUUACAAGAACCAUUAACUAAUACAAUGUCUAUUAACGUCAAUAAAUUCAAUCAAUCCCUAUCAUUAUCAUCCCCAGCAGCAGGAUCAUCAUCAUCACCUUCAUCAGCAUCAGGAACAACAACAACAAUGGAAUUAAUUUCUAAUUCAACGUCAAAAUCAAAUUUUACACAUGCUAGACGUUCAUCAUUUAAACCAAUUACUUCAGUAAAACAAAAAGCUUCUUCAACAUUGAUCAAUAAUAACAGUCAAGCACCAUUAGCUAUGAGUAAUACUAAUACUACUAAUAAUAAUAAUGUUAAUGUUAAUGGAAAUAUGAAUAAUCCUAAGCCAUAUAUUCCCUCAACUGUUCAACAAACAAAUACAAUUAAUAGUAAUAAUAGUAAUAUAUCAACAGCAAAUGAAACUGCAACUACCAAUGCUACUACUACUACCAUGACAACGACUCGAAUAUGUACUUUAUGCUUACGUGAAUGUCAUAAUAACAGUAAUAAUAAUAAUAAUAAUAACAUUGUGAUAAAUGAUUCUAUAUUAGUUUGUGAAUCACUUCUUUCAGAUUACGAAGAUGAUGAAAAUAAUAAUAAUAAUAAUAAUAAUAAUAAUAAUAAUAAUAAUAAUAACAGUGCAAAUGGAGAUAAAUUAAUCUGUGGAGCAAUAUUUCAUACAAGCUGUUGCAAAAUCUACAGAUAUAUUAUAUAUGUUGUUUCUCUAUUACAUCAUUUAAAAGAAAAAAUUUUAAACUUAACAAAAUUUCAUCUUCAAUCUAAAAAUUAUUAUUCUUAUACUAAUUGA